CUUCCUGCUUGAGAGUAGCAGUGUCUGUACAAACCGAACCGAUUUUUAAUCUCGUUUAACGUCAACUUCAGAGAUGGGAUGCGAUGGUGGAACCAUUCCCAAAAGACACGAGUUGGUUAAAGGUCCCAAAAAAGUCGAGAAGGUUGACAAGAAUGCUGAACUUGCUGCCAAGUGGAAGUACUGUGCCUUGAGUCAGGAGAAACUCAAACGACCCAUCGUUGCUUGUGAUCUUGGCAGGCUUUAUAACAAAGAUGCUAUUAUUGAAUACCUUCUGGAUAAGACUGCUGAGAGACCCAAUACUGAGGCUGUCGUUCACAUCCGUGGGAUCAGGGAUAUAAAGGAGCUUAACUUGACUGAUAACCCUGCAUGGGAGGGAGAGCGAAGAUCUGCAAAAGGAGACAGAUAUGAGGACGUCCACUGUGGCAUGUUCAUUUGUCCAGUUGUUGGUUUAGAGAUGAAUGGCAAACAUAGGUUCUGCUUCUUGCAGACUUGUGGCUGUGUGUUUUCAGACAGGGCCCUGAAAGAAGUCAAGACAGAAAUCUGCCACAAGUGUGGGGACCCUUUUAAAUAUGAGGACGUUGUUGUGCUUAAUGGCACAAAGGAGGACGUGGAGAAGCUGAGAGAGAAGAUGGUGGAGAAGCGGUCCAAGACAAAAACUAAGAAAAAGAAGUCCAAAGCAUCUGAAACUCUGGCAGAGACAAAAGAAGAAGCACCGUCUCCACCAGCGGAUGAAGCCGGGGGGGAAUCGCAACAAAAUGAAGCUGAAAACAACCAGUCAGCUGUGGCUGGACCGUCCAGCUCCUCCAGCUCCUCCAUCAGCACCAAGUCUUCAGCAGCUUCUGCCACCAAGAGAUCCAUCCAGAAAAUGGAGGAAAAGUCGGAGGCCUUUAAGUCUCUGUUCACCACACACAGCUCUGCCAAGCGCUCCAAAGACCAGACGUCCAACUGGGUCACCCACACGCCGUAUCACUUCUAGCAGCUGGCGCUCGCUGCAGAGACCGCCAUGCUCAGAUGGCUUCAGAAAUCGUGAACAGCACACGCUCGCACACACGCAAACACAUUUUCUGCUCUUGACCUUUAAUAAUGUCAACAUCGUGUGGGCUCAUUGUGAACUCAUCUCUUCACUCCCCACUGACUAAGUGUUGUAAACAUUUAGUUAACAGCUCCCUGAGCAGGUCAGAGUCUCUGCUUUAUAGCCUAAUGCCUCUCCGGUGGAUUCUCCACCAUCAUCCCAGGUGAUUUUUGAGAAGUGAAGCUAGGGGGGCUGUCGUUUCUGUCACUCUGCUGUCUCCUGGUGGCCACAGCGCAGCUCUUUAAUAUCAUCUCUACAUGGAAACUGUCGCAAUGGUGAUGUACAGUAGUUACAGAGCUGAUUCCCUUCUGCAAAAGUCAAACCUAGAAGAAACUGUGGAUCUGGAAAGUAGGCGUCGCUGGGUUUUAUCAGUCUUCAGUAACUCUUUAUGAGGGAUCACAAUAUAAAUAGCAGAUUUUCUUUUCCUUUUGUUUGUUGUAUGUAUUUAGAAGUGGACUUUCAGUUAUUUUAAAGUACAGGCACAGAUUUCAGUUUAAAGUGUCUAUAGUUCUGAUGGUCAUGAACUGUAUUUGCAGACGAACACAAACUUGUUUUUAUUCAGUCUUUAGACCACAAGUUUAAAUGGUUUGUUUUUUGUUCAAACAAUGGUCCUUCCUUUCUCUGUUUCUCUUGGCUUUUGUUGAAGACCUUUUGAUGUAAAAAUAAAGGGGUCAGUUCCACACUGAACACGUCUUUCUGUUGUAGUUAGUGUUUUAAAGGCAGUUGAAUCAUACUUGCUUUCUGUAUUUUCUUAAUUGUAUGAAACAAGAAAAUGUCACACAACUUUUUUCAGUCAUACUUAGGCUCUUCCAUCUGAAUGAUGCAGAUUAAACUUUUCCAUCGAGUAUUUUGAUUUAUUUAAUUAUUUUGUACCUCG
Messenger RNA from Cololabis saira (Pacific saury), 1949 nucleotides. It is a transcript of the gene rtf2, whose product is annotated as replication termination factor 2. Bases 74 to 976 code for a protein of 300 amino acids. The record is from RefSeq and is a predicted model, not a curated record. Gene Ontology annotation, biological process: site-specific DNA replication termination at RTS1 barrier; mitotic DNA replication termination. Lineage: Eukaryota; Metazoa; Chordata; Actinopteri; Beloniformes; Belonidae. The transcript is spliced from 9 exons. Gene Ontology annotation, cellular component: nucleus.